GGGAAAACCACUCCCACAUAGUGACGUCACUGUGAUGCGAGAGCUCAUUAAUGUUUUGUUGUUAUGUCUUGUGUUAACGUAAAUGGUCCUCAAAAGAGACUUUUCACUAAAGUGUUUUAACGUGUUGAGGUAGAAGAUGUGUUAAGCAGUUCGUUAAAACCCAGUGUUCAUUCAUGAAGUUGUGUAUUUGUGUAAUUUUAUAUAAUAUUUGAAGGUCGCGGUAAGCGUGUCAGUAAAGGAACAGAUAAUGGCUACCGUCGUACGCGAAGGCACUACACAAACGAAAGUUUUGAUAAUAGGAGCAGGAAUUGCGGGUAUUUCAUCGGCGGAAUACUUGGCGAAAAAUGGAUUUACAGACUUCAAAAUCAUCGAAGCAGCAGAUCGCAUUGGGGGGAGAAUAUGGACCCACGAUAUUGGAGGCACGUCGCUCAAGGUGGAGAUGGGAGCAAACUGGAUUCAUGGCAUCGAGCGCAACCCCAUCUACCAGAUAGCCGACGAGAACGGCUUGCUACAGCUGCGAUACAAGGACAAGGGUCUUAGACAUCGUAAUAUCUUCUUGACGGAGACUGGGGUGGAGGUGCAUUCCAAGACGGUCAUGGAGUGUGACUUCACGUACGGACUUCUCAUACAGCAGUGCGAGGAGUUCUUCCAAAUGAGCAUGCCCACGCCGUACGACAUUGACAGUGUCGGCGAUUACAUGGACGUUGAGAUUGAGGAGAAGCUUGAGAACUUUAUGGGGUCUGAACGGAAGAUGCGGGAGAUGAUAUUUAACCAGCACAUUAAGCAGGAGACGGUGGUGUCUGGAUGUAAUGACCUACAUGAGGUGUCGCUAAGUGAGUUCGGUUGUUACGAGGAACUGCCCGGUGUACACUAUACUAUACCCCCUGGUUUCCAGUCAGUGCUGGAUAUACUUCUCGGUAAAGUGCCUGAAAACAAUAUACUGUUGAAUCACACUGUAAAGUCUAUACGCUGGGGAAAUAAUGACAAUGAUGGGGGUGUGCUCGUUGAAUGUGAAAAUGGUAGAAAAUUUAGUGCGGAGAGGAUAAUUUGGACAUGUUCACUCGGUGUGCUCAAAGCGUCUUGUGAUAGAAUGAUUGACCCACCGGUUGAUAGAAUGUUUGACCCGCCACUACCGAAGGAAAAACGGGACGCUAUAGAACGUCUCGGGUUUGGAGUUGUGGAUCGUGUGAAUCUGAUUUUUGACGAGCCCAUUGUGGACACUGACAUUUUCCGCAUAGAGUUGUUGUGGGAUGAUGAGAGUUAUAACGCUGAGAACAGAAAUCCAGACAUGUCUACUUUGUGGUACAGAAAGCUCUAUUCCUUCGAGGUUGUCAAUGACAACUUGUUAUCAGGUUACCUGUGUGGUAAGGAAGCACUAUACAUGGAAUCUCUGACGGAGGAUCAAAUAGCGUCCGACCUGCGUGGUGUUCUAGAGAAGUUCCUCAAGAAACACAUUCCACUGCCAACAAAGGUCGUCAGGUCUCGCUGGGGCAACAGCAAGAACACGAGGGGCUCGUACUGCUACAUCAAGGUUGGGGCCACGGUGGGAGACGUAGACACUCUGGCACAGCCCAUCUGUGACAAUAAUGGCAAGCCGCUGCUGCAGUUUGCAGGGGAGGCAACCCACUCGUCGUUCUACUCUACGACUCAUGGGGCCUUGCUUACGGGACACAGAGAGGCCAAGCGUAUACUGGAUCUGUACGGCAUUGCCAACUCUAAAUGAUGACAGCAACCGACCUAGCUACUCUCCACGUUAAUAGUGUUGUGAUCGUUGUCACAAGACUGGUGCACAAAUAAUGCUUAUAUACUGUGCACAUUAACCCUUUGCAUGCUGGGAAAUUUGUCGUCUGCUGAAUUUCUAAAAUUAGCAGUUUCUUCGAUUUUUUUCAAAAAAUACUAUCAGAACAGCAAACAGUUUGGAUCCUGAUGAGACACCACGUUCUGUGGCGUCUCAUCUGGAUCUAAACUGUUUGCAAAGGCCUUCAAAAUUUUGUUUCAGCACUGAAAGAGUUAAGUUGAUAAAAUCAAUUAAAUUGAAAGGAUGACAGUUAUAAGACAUGUGAUAAUGUAGCGUAUCGACUGUCACCGAAGUCUGCAGUUAUAUGAGCAAAGAUAUUGCAAAAUAUAUUAUUAUGAGCACGUGUUUUAUUAUGUAUGAUAUAAUUUACGUGUAUAUUAACUCUGUUUGAUAGUACAAAUGUGUAUUAACAUAUGUUUGGUUUUAAAUGUGUAUUAACAUAUGUUUGGUAUUUAUUUUAAGGAUUUAUAUUUUAUGCAAAAGACACAACUGUAAAAUGUACAGUACAUGCAACACUUUGUUAUGACUUCUUACUUGUAAUUCACCCGUAGAAUUCAUUGUUAUAAUUGCAAUCGUACACAAGUUUUUAUCUUGCCUUUUUAAUAUGUAUGUGAUUUUUUACUGAAAGAAUUUUAAGCAGAUCAUAUGAAAUUCUAAAUUCAUUUUACUGUACUGUAGUAAUCAAUAAAUUAAUUAAUUUGAUAAUGAUUUUUUUUCAAAGUGUGUUGUGCUCACCAUAUUCUGCCCCAUUCCAUUUCUGGGUUAUUAUGAGAAUAUGACACUAGGGUAAAAUCUGCCUGUUGGUUAUUGUUAUCAUUGCGAAAUAGUAGCACAUGCUUUAGUAUGACGUUGGAAUAACAAUGUCAAACUCUCCAUGAAAACUUUCAGGAAACAUCAGAAAAGUUCUUCUUUUUAGCUUGGCUGUUUUCGGAGAAAACCCGAGGUAUUGUCAUAGCUAGCUCGGCGUCUGCCGUCCGCUGUCCACUGUGAUAAAACCUUAACAUUGGCUCUAAAAUCAAAGUGCUUCCACCUACAACUUUGAAACUUCAUAUGUAGAUGCACCUUGAUGAGUUCUACACGCCACACCCAUUUUUGGGUCACUAGGUUAAAGGUCAAGGUCACUGUGACCUCUAAAAAAAAUAAAAAAAUCUGACAAGCUUUCAUUUAUUUAAAACUGCAUCCACAGCCGAGCGUUGGCACCCGUUAUGCGGAGCUCUUAUUUUAAAUUUGGUAUAGCUCCAUUAGUUGUAUGUCUUAAAUUUGACUCGACUAAGUAAAACAUGAUUUUGUUUAAAUUCAGUAUAACAUGGGUGUUUUCCUUGGCAUUAAAUUUGACACUAUUCGUUCAACUUGAUGAUUAUUUUGCAUUGUGAAUACUUUCAUUUAAAUGUUUAGAAAAAACAUGUUUUGAUUUCAUGUGUUACUCAUUAAAAGAAAAUCUUGUAUGCAUUUUCUGGUUUUUUUAAUGUUUUUGCUUUAAUACAACACCAUCACAUGUUUAAUUGUAAUGUUAUUUUUAAAUAAAAGCAGCAUAUAACAUAUUGGUGAUAAAAGACACAACAUUAAAGAACAUUUUGAGUAGGUAUACAAAUGUGUGUGCUAAUUUGUGCAAUUUCAGAGUUAUGUUUUAAUCUAGAUGUCAUAUUUGUUUAUUUUAAUAUAAAUAUCUAUACACCUGUAUACAGGAAAUGAUGUUUGUGUUUUUGUAGACUAUGUGCUAAGUGCUUUUUGAAAGUAUGAUAGGAAAUCAAGAGAUUAUGUGUUUCUUUUGUGACCAUAUAAUAUGUUGUUUGAACAAUGCCAUUUAAAUAUUCCUUUUGUGUAAAAGUUAGAACAUUUACAGGUAGAGAACAUUUACAGGUAGAAAAUAGUUUGCCAUUUUACUAAUAGUCACAUGAUCAUAAUUUUCCAAGUACCUGUUAUUAAAAUUGUAGGUGUAAAAAUGUGCUUUUUUCUUUAAUUUUAUAUCAGACAUUAAUUUUGACGAAUGAUUUUUCGAAUCAGUGAUGAAAGCUGUUGAUUCACUUGUUUUGAAUGUUCAGACACGACUCAUAAUAAUUCAUAUGACAAGAUGUCAAGACAAAUUAAAUUGUUUUUAUGUCCCCCACCGCUAUAGUGGGGGACAUAUUGUUUUUGCCCUGUCUGUUGCUUUGUUUGUUUGUGUGUUUGUUUGCGUCAAACUUUAACAUUUGCCAUAACUUUUGCAAUAUUGAAGAUAGCAACUUGAUAUUUGGCAUGCAUGUGUAUCUCAUGGAGCCGCACAUUUUGAGUGGUGAAAGGUCAAGGUCACCCUUCAAGGUCAAAUGUCAAAUAUAUAGUCUCAAAGCAGCGCAGUAGGGGACAUAGUGUUUCUGACAAACACAUUUCUUGUUUGAAAUUUGUUUUUGGAACAUAUAAACAAAUAAAGUAUUUUUUUUUUAAUAUAUCAAUGAGUCUCAAUCAGAAAUCAGAAAUCAUCAUUUUUCUUAACUCAGGAUGAUUCGUAUCCAUUCGAAUGAAUGAAGCUACCCUUGGACAAGUGUCCAUGAAAAUGUAAUUUUGGUAUUCAACUGUUUUAUUGAAUUAGGUUUACAUAUUAAAAGACAAGUGUUGCUUUUUUUGUACAAGCAUAUGUUACCAUAGAUCUUCUAUUUGUGUACACUGUGUUGUGUGAUUAUAGAAAUCAUACACCGUGUGCAACAGUGAACUAAAUGUUUUUACUAUCCCAGAUAUAUCAAUAAUCAUAUAAUUAUAUGAUUGUCAUGUAAAUCCAUUUCUGGGUUGAAGAUUAAAUUGUGUGUUGUUUUUACGAUUGAAAUAUUUUGCUGAUGUUUGAUUUCAUAAUCUGCAACAUUGCCCUUCUUUGAUUGGCAUAAUCUUUUAUGCUUUUAUAUUUAUUUUUUGUUUGUUUUACUUUAGCAAGCGAUAUGUGCUGGCAGUUGCAAGAUUAUUGUAUGUAUAUUAUUUCAUCAGAUCAGAAACAAAUGUAGAAUUAAUUGCAACUCAAAGAAUAUACUGCUCAAACAUUUGAGUGUUGAGUGUAAAACUGUUCUAUCCGCUCAUAGUUUGUUUAUGAGAUACCCCAGUUUCACUUUCAUAACGAGUUUUACACUUAUUGGUCACAUUUAUUCAUAAUGCUUUUUCAAACUGCCUCAUUUGGUCUGAACAAAACGCAUAUGUUUUUCCCAUGAACAUGUUUCCUCAUUGCACAAGCAGAUGUACCUGGUGUAAACUGCGCAAAAAAGAAAUGUCAGCUGGUCAUUCAGCUCUUGCAGUCUUUUGGUGUGUCUGUACAGCACACGUUAGUUUCAUGAUAUUCCAUGUGUAUGAUUUUAAACUGUAUGUAAUGUGUGAUGAGAUUAUCUGUUGGAUUUGUCUGCUUUUGCUUAUAAUAAAGAGUAUCACUGUUAUUUUGGGUGUUAUAAUUUAGCAUACUUCAUAUGUCUUUUUAAGAAUUAAUAGCAGCAUGUUAGAAUUACCCAGUUACUUAGCCUUUAAGUGGUAUUGACAUUUUUUACUUUUAUUUAGUUGUUGAUUUUUUUCACUGUUUCAUUUGCUAAUUGGUGUUGUUUAUAAUAUUCCUAAAAUCAUAUUAUUUCUGUUGUGCUAUGUUUGGUGAUUCCUUGUUUGUUUUAAUAUAGAUAUUCGUAUAAUAUUAAAACUUCUAUUUAAGUAUGAAUGUUAUUACAUGCGAUUACAAAAAAUAAAUUAGAUGUUGUAAGAUUAACUUAAUACACAAAUCUGAAUGCUGUAUACCUCAUGGCUUUAUUAUUCAUGUGCACAUGUAUUUAAAAUUGAGUGAGGAAUGAACUUGAAGGCUUGGGUUUGUUGUCAUGUGUUGUCAUAUGUGGCAGUCUGGUCCGGAGCUACCCCGGCAACUAAUGAGACCACCAAAUCUUUCGUGAUUUUAUAACGGCAAGUGUAGCUGCUGACCAGCUGGCCGCGCAUUGCAUAAGACCUAGUUUUGCAUGACCCAGUUCUGUAUGUUGGUUUUACAAUUGUAAUGUAUUAUUAUGUGUUGGAACAAUCUGGCUAUUGUUUCAGUUUAACAGGAGUGUACAAUUAUAUGCAUUUUAAAAUGAUGGACAUGGGUUAAAUGGUCAUAAUGAAGUAUAUUGAAGUAUACUGACCACAGUAAAUACUGUAAUAUCAAAACUUAGUACAUUUUGGUCAUGUGAAUUGACAAUUAUUGGGAUUUAAUUUUAUCAGUACAUCACUGUGAUAUGAGCCAUAUAGUUAAUCAUAUGAGUCGCGUUCUGAGAAAACUGCAGUCCGCACAGGCUAAUCAGGGACAACACUUUCGGCUUUUAUGGUAUUUUUCGUUUAAAGGAAGUAUCUUCUACACUAAAAUCCAGUUAAGGCGGAAGGUGUCGUCCCUGAUUAGCCUGUGCAGACUACACAGGUUAAUCUGGGAUGACACUUUAGGCACAUGCAUUAAGCCCAGUUUUCUCAGAACAAGGCUCACAUAGUUUGAUGGUAUGAACAUUUGAAUCAUACUUAAUGUGGUGUUUUUGAAUGACAUUAAAAAUAUUGUUGCAAUUUACGCAGUUUGUUUCAUCUGUAAAUUUGACCCUUUGAGCACUAACUGCGCAUUUUACAAUGUUUGAAGAUCAACCUCACUUACAUCAGAACUUAAAUUUAUAUUUUAAUUAAAUGAAGUGUAAUUAUGCCCCUCUUCGAAGAAGAGGGGGUAUAUUGUUUUUCACAUGUCGGUCGGUCAGUCUGUCGGUCCAUCCACCAGAUGGUUUCCGGAUGAUAACUCAAGAACGCUUUGGCCUAGGAUCAUGAAACUUCAUAGGUACAUUGAUCAUGGCUGGCAGAUGACCCCUAUUGAUUUUCAGGUCACUAGGUCAAAGGUCAAGGUCACAGUGACUCGAAAUAGUAAAAUGGUUUCCGGAUGAUAACUCAAAAAUGCUUAGGCCUAGGAUCAUGAAACUUCAUAGGAACAUUGAUCAUGAUUGGCAGAUGACCCCUAUUGAUUUUCAGGUCACUAGGUCAAAGGUAAAGGUCACAGUGACUUGAAACAGUAAAAUGGUUUCCGGAUGAUAACUCAAGAAUGCUUAUGCCUAGAAUCAUGAAACUUCAUAGGUACAUUGAUAAUGACAGGCAGAUGACCCCUAUUGAUUUUCAGUUCACUAGGUCAAAGGUCAAGGUCACAGUGACUCGAAACAGUACAAUGGUUCCUGAUGAUAACUCAAGAAUAAUUAGGCCUAGGAUCAUGAAACUUCAUAGGUACAUUGAUCAUGACUGGCAAAUGACCCCUAUUGUUUUUCAGGUCACUAAGUCAAAGGUCAAGGUCACAGUGACAAAAACGUAUUCACACAAUGGCUGCCACUACAACUGACAGCCUAUAUAGGGGGCAUGCAUGUUUUACAAACAGCCCUUGUUUUUAAAUGAGUUUAUUCAAACCUUGGAUUUUUUGCAAUUUUAAGAUUGUUAUAAACUUGUUGUAACAUUGUAUUUGGAUAGAAAAUAAAAUAUGUACACUGAAA
This is a messenger RNA of Dreissena polymorpha, 7269 nucleotides long. RefSeq names its product peroxisomal N(1)-acetyl-spermine/spermidine oxidase-like. The coding region runs from base 248 to 1723 and encodes 491 amino acids. The record is from RefSeq and is a predicted model, not a curated record. Gene Ontology annotation, molecular function: polyamine oxidase activity. NCBI's taxonomy places the organism in Eukaryota, Metazoa, Mollusca, Bivalvia, Myida, Dreissenidae. The transcript has 5 exons.